This is a messenger RNA of Cheilinus undulatus (humphead wrasse), 6419 nucleotides long. RefSeq names its product NLR family CARD domain-containing protein 3-like. The coding region runs from base 130 to 2934 and encodes 934 amino acids. Lineage: Eukaryota; Metazoa; Chordata; Actinopteri; Labriformes; Labridae. The transcript is spliced from 7 exons. Gene Ontology annotation, molecular function: protein binding. The record is from RefSeq and is a predicted model, not a curated record.
GCUAAGGUUAACGUAGUGAGACCACUCUUUUGUUACACACUGAGGAGGCCACCCUGGACUGGGAAGUGUCGUGAUUCACUGGACUCCUUUUUGUCAUGAAGUGGAGAAGGAUCCUCCCCUGAAGAUAAAAUGACACACUCAUCGAGGGUUGUUCUACCUUCAUGUUCUUCAUCGUCCUCUGCACAAUCUGGACUGAAGAUGAUGGGGGACCGAGGAGACGAAGAGGACAGAGGAAAUUCUCCUCCUUCCAGUGGUGUCUCUGUGAAGAGUGACUGGUCUAAAGAAGAACCUCCAUUCUUUAGUAAUGGACCAGGACCAAGACCAGUGCCCCCUUUUUCCAGUGGUGUCUCUGUGAAGAGUGACUGGUCUAAAGAAGAACCUCCAUUCUUUAGUAAUGGACCAGGACCAAGACCAGUGCCCCCUUUUUCCAGUGGUGUCUCUGUGAAGAGUGACUGGUCUAAAGAAGAACCUCCAUUCUUCAGUAAUGGACCAGGACCAGGACCCUCAGAUCCACAAAUAAGAAAGAGGCCUGUUUCAAUGGAGGAACAGCUGUCCAGCUGUGCUCUGUGUCAGGACAUCCUGAGAGAUCCAGUUUCUACCGGCUGUGGACACUGGUUCUGCAGACAGUGUAUCAGCUCUUACUGGGACCAGUCUGCUUCAUCAGGAGAAUCCUCCUGUCCUCAGUGUGGAAAAAGACCACAACUACAGAUAUCCAGUCAGUCCAGAAGUGUAACAGCAGAUAGAGGUCUACAGGAGGUUCUAGAUGAACACAGGAUCAGUCUGAGGGAGAGAUGUGAACAUGUGACUGAAGGAAGUGAUGAAGCAGGAAGUAGAACCCUCCUGAACAGGAUCUACACUGAGCUCUACAUCACAGAGGGACAGAGUGAAGAGGUGAACCGCCAACAUGAGGUGAGACAGCUUGAGACAGCUUCCAAGAUGGAGAGCCUCCAUGAGACUCCAAUCAAGUGUCAGGACAUCUUUAAAGCCUUACCUGGCCAACAGAAACCCAUCAGAGUGGUUCUGACCAACGGUGUGGCUGGUGUUGGAAAAACCUUCUCUGUGCAGAAGUUCACUCUGGACUGGGCAGAGGGCUCAGAAAACCAGGACGUCAGUCUGCUGGUUCUGCUUUCAUUCAGGGAGCUGAACUUGAUCAGAGAUGAGCGCUACAGUCUUCUGGAGCUGCUCCGUGUUUUCCAUCCAACAUUCCAGAAGGUCAGAGCCCAGACGCUGGCUGUCUGUAAACUUUUGUUCAUCUUUGACGGCCUGGAUGAAAGCAGACUGUCGUUGGAUUUCAACAUCAGUGAGGCUGUGUCUGAUGUGUCAGAGAAGUCCUCGUUAAACGUGCUGCUGACAAACCUCAUCAAGGGGAAUCUGCUUCCCUCAGCUCUCAUCUGGAUAACGUCUCGACCUGCAGCAGCCAAUCAGAUCCCUCCUUCAUGUGUGGACAGGGUAACAGAGGUCCAAGGCUUCACUGACGCCCAGAAGGAGGAGUACUUCAGGAAGAGGUUCAGUGAUGAAGAUAUGUCCAGCAGAAUCAUCUCCCACAUCAAGACAUCCAGGAGCCUCCACAUCAUGUGUCUGAUCCCAGUCUUCUGCUGGAUCACUGCUACAGUUCUGGAGUAUAUGAUGAGCACGGAGCAGAGAGGAGAGCUGCCCAAGACCCUGACAGACAUGUACUCACACUUCCUGUUGGUUCAGACCAAGAGGAAGAAGAACAAGUAUGAUGAGGGACCUCAGAUGAGUCCUGAGGAACUCACCAGAUCUGACAGGGAAGUUCUUCUGAAGCUGGGGAGGCUGGCGUUUGAACAUCUGGAGAAUGGAAACAUCAUGUUCUACCAAGAAGACCUGGAGCGCUGUGGUCUGGAUGUCACAGAGGCCUCGGUGUACUCAGGAGUUUGUACUGAGAUCUUUAAAAGAGAGAGUGUGAUCUUCCAGAAAACAGUCUACUGCUUUGUUCAUCUGAGCGUUCAGGAGUUUCUGGCUUCAGUCCACAUGAUCCACUGUUUCACCAACAGGAACGCAGAUGUCAUGGAGGCGUUCCUACAAGAGGACAACAACAGAGACUCAUCCAAAAACUCCUCUCGAAGAAAAAGGAAGUCUUUUCAAACUCCAUCCCUGGAUGACUUCCUGAAGCGUGCCAUGAAGACAUCCCUGAAAAGUCCAAUUGGACACCUGGACCUGUUUGUUCGCUUCCUUCACGGCCUCUCUCUGGAGUCCAACCAGAGACUCUUAGGAGGUCUGCUGGGUCAGACAGACAACAGUCCAGAAAUGAUCCAGAGAGUCAUCAAGAACCUGAAGAGGAUGAACAGUGAUGGUGUCUCUCCUGACAGAAGCAUCAACAUCUUCCACUGUCUGAUGGAGAUGAACGACCUCUCAGUACAUCAGGACAUCCAAGACUUCCUGAAGUCAGAGAAGAGACCAAGGAGGAAAUUCUCUCUGAUCGAGUGCUCUGCUCUGGCCUACUUGCUGCAGAUGUCAGAGGAAGUUCUGGAUGAUUUUAAUCUGAGUCAGUACAACACAUCAGCCCAGGGACGACAGAGACUGAUUCCGGCUGUGAGGAACUGCAGGAAGGCAAAGUUGUCAGACUGUGGUUUGUCAGAGAUCAGCUGUUCUUCUCUGGCCUCAGCUUUAAAGACUAACCCCUCACAUCUGAGAGUGUUGAACCUGAGUGACAACAAGCUGCAGGAUUCAGGAGUGGAGCUUCUUUCUGCUGGACUGAAGAGUCCAAACUGUCGACUGGAGACUCUGAGGUUGUCAGACUGUGGUUUGUCAGGGAUCAGCUGUUCUUCUCUGGCCUCAGCUUUAGAGUUGAACCCGUCACAUCUGAGAGUGCUGUACCUGUGGUUCAACAAGCUGCAGGAUUCAAAUGUGAAGCCGCUGUCUGAUCUUAAGAAGGAUCCAAACUACAGACUGGAGAAACUGGGAUGGAGGUAAAGUGUUUAAAGAGAGGAUCCUGAUUGUCCUGCUGGUCAGAGAGGAGGAAGCAGCAGCAGCUUGUGUGUGGUGAGUCUGUAACUGGGCCGUGUUACUGGGAGACUGACAGACCAAUCCCAACCAGUGGAGAUGAGACUGCUCUGAGAUCAGCUCCACUGUGGACCUCCCUCAUGUUUCUAUUCUAACACAGAUUCUCAGCGUAAACUGCUUUAGGACUAAAUGACUGAAGAUGAACGCCUCCAUUUGGAUACAGAUGUUGAGCUUUCUGUCACAGCGCCCCCCUGUGGAAAUACAUGAACCAGGGUUAGCUCAACUUUGGUAGAGGCCAGCUUUGGCACACCACAAUCUCCCAGUACCAAGAGAAACAUUUUCUGAUCCCUGAUCUUUAACAAAUAGCUCAUUACCAAAAUAAAUGGGACAGCCAUGUUUCUCCAGUGUUUAAUUUCUGCUUUUAUUUUUACCUUUCUCUGAUUUUAUUCAUAUUAUUGAUCACUGGAUGUGAGUGUUUAGUUGCUGUAUUAAUUGUAUUUCUUUUAUCAGCUCAUUUGUAAAUAUCUGAUUGCUUUUAUUCUGAUUGUUCUGUUAUUUUGUGUCUGUCCGUUCUUUGUGAAGUACUUUAGGCUGGAAAAGGAAAAGAGGUGGACAGAUAUUGUUCUCUCUGGGCCGAUACGGUUACAGAUUAUUAGUGAAUGAGAGCCAUAACUGAUAUUUGGAGCUGAUAUGUAUUUAAAGUAAGGAUGAGCCGUUGGUUUCAGUCAUUUAAAUGUUAGAUUAACAACAUGUCCGUUUUCUAACCCUGGCCUCCAAAGCUAGAAAUCAACUCUAUUUCUGACAUGUGCUGUUGUCUGUAAAGGAGAGCUACGAGGAACUGAACAUUUAGCACAAAGGCAGGAGAGAGCAGCAGAGGGAGAGGCAGAAAAACAAGCCUAAGUCAGAGAAGCUAACUGCUAAGCUAAGCUAACAGUUCAGCAGAUGGCGCUAAAGAGCCAGAGUGCUUGAUGAUGACCUGCAGACGUCUAAACCAACAGCUACCAAACUACAGCAGUGAUGAGAAAUAAAGUCAAAUCAACAGUUUAGCUCUGGCUCUAUCAACAGGAGAGACGGCACAGAGAGAGACGCUGAAGUGGUGGGAAAACAGGAAGUGAUGUCACACUCUCACUGUGACAGGCUCCUGUGUUUAUUGGCUGUUAAUGUGUGGCGUUGAACCAAUCAGAGUCAGAGGGAAAGGCUCACAUCACAGCAGAGCCAAAGUAGCAGACUUUUUAACCGAUGAAUUUAAUCUGUGAUCAAUGAAAUAAAAUACCAAUACAGAUCAUGAUGAAAAUGUCAGAUCUGGACCCUGAAAAUCAGCCAGGACCAUCAUGGAUCCACCUCUAGUCUGGAGGCUUUUACACAGAGAAAGCUGAGUGGAGUUGUUGUGAUAUUUGAUGGUGUGGAAACAGCUGAAUAAUGCUGACUCACUCUUUUAUUUUCAUGAGUCAUGUCAGCGUAACAAAGGAUCCAUUAGAAGAUCCAAUCAUCUGUCAUUUUAACCAAUCAUUUUGAUGUUUACUACAGUUUGAUGUUUGAGCCUUCUCUUUUCUGAUUCUGGGAUUAUAAACUGAAAUCAAGUCCAUCAGUGGAGUUUGAUCCUUGAUCAAAUUCAUGUUUAGGGGCGUCCUGUUCCUGCUAUCACUGCUUUCUGCCAGCAGAUGUCACCAUUUCCAACGUUUUCUCCCAGACUGAUGGAUCUGAAUACAUUCUUUAUCUGUGAGCAGGAAACCAACUUUGAAAUCCUCACAGCGAGAAUUAAUGUCAACUCUCACAUUAGUUCUGAUAUUUCUGAAUGUCAUCUUCAAGUCUGUUUAUUUUCUCUGUUUUUAAACUGCUGCCCCCUACUGGACAGGAGAGUGGAGCACUCCAGAGUCAGAUAAAAUGAUGAAUAAUCUGUCUGCUCUGAGAACAUUGAGUCAGAUUUGUGAUGAAUUAAAGUUUUAAAGAAGUUGAGCUUUACUCGGCUCUGUCUGCUGUGUUCAUCUUCAUUUUAGAGGGUAAACCCAGAGAGGGAUUUUCUGUUUCAAAGACACUCACAACAAGUUUAAAAGGCAGAGUUUUUUCUUAGGAACUUCCAGUUUGGUUCCAUGAUUGAUUAUUGAUUUAUCUGUGAUAUUACUGCUAAAUCUGGUCAAAACAAUCCAACAAUCGACCCUCUAAAAACAUCCACUUUGAGCGUCUUUUCAACAGAAAUCCUCACGGGGAUUUUUCUGUCUGAUGAACUGUCCCAAUUAUUUUGUCACAAGCCGUUCUUGAUGCCAGAUCCACCAAUCCCAGUUUCUAUGAUGUGUUUCUAUUUCAGAGAAUGACCUGUUUGUGUAGAGGGGAUUUAUGUGAGCAGAGAUUUCAGAGAAAAGCCGUUAAAAAUCUCCUUUCAUCCGUUCAGCUCUAACAUGAAGACGUUUUUAACAUUCAAAGAUCAAACUUUGUUUUGUGUCCCGUUGAUGUUCUCCUGCUAUUUUAUCAGGAUUAAAAUGGUUGAAAUGUGUUCUCAGAUGUUUGGAGCUGAUUUGAACGUGUUUUGAACCAAACGUUGUUGUUGAAAUCACGGCUAGUGCUCUCUGGGUAUGUACCCCACCACAUCAGUUCAACAGAUGAUCUCCAUGUUUCUGUGAGAUCAGAUGAAGCCAGGGUUUAACAGAGGCUGCUCUUUCAUUUCUACUCUUGCUGUAAACCCAAACACACUUUUAUUUCUGUCAUGUUGGACAUGGAUGUGACUCUAGAUACCUGGACUAAAGAAUGUUCCUCCAAUCUAUUCUCCAUUUGAAAUGAUUUAUCAGGAUAACUGCCAGGAUGUUAGAGUCAUCAGUUCCAGUCCUUCCACAUAGAGUCUAAUAUGACAGAAAAACAUGUCAUCUCACAGCAGAGUGUUGGGGAACAGACCACCAAAGACAAACAGGCUCAGAACAACCAUGGAGUGAUUACAGUUAGACUUUGAACCCCACUGGGACCAGCAUCCAUGAAAGACUGGUUGAACUGGACUGAGCUGUUCAAAUCCUCAGAAAUAAAGACGUAUUCAUCAGAUAUUUGAGCUUUCUAUCAACAUUAUUCUACUGGAUUUGGAGCUCACUGAAAGAAUGGCUCAUUCACUGCUCCAUGUUUGAUGUCCCAUAAAAUGAGCUGACUUUAAUGGAGUAGAGCUGAAUCAGUGUCUAGAACAUCCAUUCUAUGUUCAUAUGAAGCCUGUCUCUAUGAGAAUAUCUCUACUGUAGCUGUAGAUCCUCCACAUGGCUCAGUGGGACACACAGGCCGUCACAUUGAUCUCACUGAUUAAUAGUCUUUAUAAAAUCACUAUUAAAAAUGAUUCUCCUGGAGGGAUUUCAUCAAGUAGAUCUUCUCUGAAUCCUUUAGUGAGCACUAAUCCCUCCCUGCACUCUCUACACACUGUUCUUGAGCUAAUCUCAGGAGUGAGGAAAUUUCACCACUGGACUUGUUGCACAGGUGGCAUCCUA